AUUUUCCUUUUAACAAACUAUAAUUUGAUCUAUUUCAAAUUAAGUUAAGGGAAAAUCAAUCUUUAAUCAUGGCAAAGAUCUCCUUUGUGCUUCUCGUUGUCGCCCUUAUUGCUUUUCAACAUGUCUCUGAGGCUCGUCGUCCGAUUAAUGUUAACGAAGAAGUGGUUGAAAACGACUUGCACCAAGCCAAAGACUUGCUCGAAGAGGACUUGAAAGAAAAAGAAACGAACAUCAAGAACUUGGAAAGCGAGGUGAAUUUGUUGACUGAUUCUGAGUUGACGCUCAUUCAGCUCGAAGAUGCUUACAAAAGUGGUAAGAGUCUUGACCAUUUCGGGAAAAAACUCAAGAAAUUCAACAGGAAGAUCAAGCAAGCGCCUGAGGAAGUGAGAUACGUUUCCAUAAUCCAAUCCAUUUUGAAGGAUUUGGGAUUAAACAAAUCGAAAAACUAAACCAAGAAUUUUAAUUAGGGGUUUGAUGAACGUUUAAUCUUUUGAUGCGUUCAAAGGAGGUUUUCAAUUCGCCCAUGGAGUUUGGCUUUACAAGUGAGAGGAGCAAAUAACUUGCCCAUAGUAUAUAUAUUUAAUUGCAUCAACUGAAUAAUUAAUCAAUUGUACUACAAUUAAUUGGAAUGUAUUACUACUACUAAUACUGUUGAGGUACUUUUGUAAGGUUUUCUUUUUUUUAAUUUAGGUCUUAUCCCAAUGCAUCUUAAAAUUAGUUACAGAAAUAUAACAGAUUUAAACUUUGUUUA
Messenger RNA from Camelina sativa (false flax), 751 nucleotides. RefSeq lists its product as uncharacterized. Lineage: Eukaryota; Viridiplantae; Streptophyta; Magnoliopsida; Brassicales; Brassicaceae. The record is from RefSeq and is a predicted model, not a curated record.